Messenger RNA from Gasterosteus aculeatus aculeatus (three-spined stickleback), 3708 nucleotides. Its product is annotated as 12-(S)-hydroxy-5,8,10,14-eicosatetraenoic acid receptor. Gene Ontology annotation, molecular function: G protein-coupled receptor activity. Lineage: Eukaryota; Metazoa; Chordata; Actinopteri; Perciformes; Gasterosteidae. Gene Ontology annotation, cellular component: membrane. Gene Ontology annotation, biological process: G protein-coupled receptor signaling pathway. The record is from RefSeq and is a predicted model, not a curated record.
GCGUCCAAAGAAUGGGAGAACCUUCAGUUUCUGUGUCACACACCGCCGGUCGAUCAGAUGAAAACACUUGUAAAGCGUUUUCGUGGCAGGGAGGCAUCUUCCCCGAUCCACAUCUGACUAAGAGUCUUCAAACCCCACCUCCUACUGCAGAAAAAAGAAAGAUCCGUCCUCUCUGGACGAUCAGUAACAGCCUCACAUACAAGAAGGGCUCACACACUCACUGGAAGAGACCGUUUGCUUCUCUUUUCAUUCAGAACUUUUUCCCUUUCAGCUGGUGCUUUGUUUACGGCGCAUGUUUCCUCAGCGUGUUAUGUCGCGGCCGGCCGACUCCGCCAUCGCGGUGAGGCUCUCAGGAGGGGACUGUUGGAUUUGACAGCUGACAGCGACAGAGGGGAACCGGUGCCCGAGGAGACGAGGUUCUGGACCAGCGAGCACCUGAGAAGAAAGGAAAGGAUUUCAACCCUGCCUGGAAACACCUUUAACCCUCAUUCUUCCCAUUGCAUUGGUAUUGCUUCUUCUGCCGCUUCUAUGAAUGGUAUCAGCCGAGAGAACAUGUCAACGAAUGACACGGUGGACCAUUGCAAAGCACCCAACCAAACCACAUACGAAUUCCUCUCCUGGCUGAUGAUUGGAGAGUUCGUGCUGGGUCUGCCUCUCAACCUGUCGGUCCUCUACAUAUUCAUCUUCAGGUACAAGUUCUGGAGGAACAAAAGCGUCUUCCUCUUCAACAUCGUGGUCGCCGAUUUCUUGCUGGUGGCCUGUCUUCCUGCCAAGGCCUACCACUACCAUCACGGCCAAAGGCGCAGCUCCGAAAAAUGGGUGUGCAAGACGAUGCUCUUCAUGCUGUUCCUCAACCGCGGCGCCAGCAUCGGCUUCCUCAUCACCCUCUCCGUAGAGCGCUACUUCAAGGUGGUGCAUCUCGGGAGGAGGGGUAUUGUCAAAGUGCUGAAGAAGGCCCCUCAGGUCUCCAUCGUCAUCUGGCUCGUCUUGCUGCCCCUCACCAUCCCCACGAUGGUCGAGACCUUCGAGUGCUGCAACAGUCACGGCCGCGAAAUCGAAACCGUUUAUCACGAUGUGACGGACACAUUCAGAGAGGUCGUGUACUUCGGCCAGAUCGUCGUGCCCUUCGUCGUCCUGGUCUACUGCACGGUGCGCAUCGUCAACCGGCUGAGGAGGAAGACGGUGGGGGAGAGGACCAAACUGAGGAGAGCCGUGUGGGUGGUCAUGUCCGUCGCGGUGGUCUUCUCCGUCUGCUUCCUGCCCAGCACCUUGGCCCGAGCGGUGCUGCUGAGCGUGCGGCUAAACCCAGAAUGGAGGAGCGCGGAGGACGUCGUGGUCCAGGUCUACGACACCCUCAUGGUCCUGUCGUACAUCGACUGCCUGCUGGACCCGCUGGUGUACUGCUUCUGCAACUCGGGGUUCAAAGACGCCUACGUGUCCACCUUCUGUCCUGCGUUUCUCCGCAAGAGGCUGCUGAAGACCAACCUUGGCUUGGGGGCGACGACAACAACAACCACCACUACUACUUCUGGAAAUAGGGACGCGGUUUUGCCGAUGUUAGCAAAAUGAUUUUUUCUUUCCCCCGGUGAAAGCUGUCUUUAACAGCUGUUAACAUCGCAGAUAGCUAAACCACACAAGCUACCCCAGCAGAUUUUUAACGUUUUUCUCAGAAGAAUGUCAGGGAGGCCAAAGACUGAAACCACGGCGGAGGCGGAUGCCACCUGACAUCCUCUGAGGGCAUAUCCAAACUCCUUACCUUACGUAAUAUUGUUGUUUUACGUCUAUAAGACGAGUGGUAUGUUUGUUUCAGCUGUAUGUUUUAAACGGUAAUAUUUGGAUGUAUAUAUUUUUUGUAUUUUUCUAUGGUUUCUAUGAUGGUCCUUGCACUAACUUCAAAGACGGCCGCGCAAAAUAGUCUCUGCUUUUUUCACAUUCCAUUUCCAGCUGUUGCUAACUAGCUGACUGAUGUGUAUGAUCAGGGUGACCAGGGCCGCCUUAUUUCUCAAAACAGGUCACAAGUUAUGUUUGUGAAAUGAGCACUACUGAAAUGUCAAAGCCGUAAGGACCUAGAAGGCGUAUUUAAAAUUUCCUCAUACAGUCUGCACGUCAUUUUGUGAUUUGAAAUUGAAAUAUUUGUAUGAGGAUGAAUUGCAGACUGAAGAUUGUAUACUACUGCUGUUACCACAAGAUGGAGGUCCUUCAUGUAUAAAUACCCCGUGAGCAAUGCACCAACAUGAGGUAUCCACGAUCUACCCUCCUACAUCAUUGACCUUCCUGAUCACACUUCCCUUUCUCCUUUCAGACUGCAGGCAGGAAUUGCAACAGAUGAAAUUGUUUGGCCAAAAACAGCCCAUUCCCACGAAUUGUUUGUCUAUCCAUUUCCUUACUCACGGUACUUUUUAUUCCCCCCGAAUGGUGUUUGAAACCUUUUGCGGUGUGUCCACAUGUUUGCAGUAAGGGUGUAGCAACGGCAGAGAUUGUGGCGGCUGUCAAGUCGCGGCUAGCAAGUUUAAAGCGAUGCGAUAACACACAGCAGCGACAGAACAAACCUGUGUUGUGCCUUCUUAAAAGGGUCGAUGGCCGAGCCUCAGACUGAAUGAUGUUUUUCCGGAAUUAAGCUCAUUAGAAGAACAGGGAGCGUGCACUUCAUGCAACUGGAAUCAAACGUCUCUAUUAUUAAGUCUCGGGAUCUCCUAAACAAGUAUGGCAGGGGGGGGGGGGAGGGGUCCGUCAGACCGGCCCACUCAAUACACGGCAAUAGACCAAUCUGUGGCCUACUUGGAAAAACACCAAUGGACUUGACAUUAUUUCGCAUGUUAACAAAUAAUUGAAAUCAUGCCUUUUUUUUAAUUACAUUUGGAUCCAUAACUUUGCCUGGAUAGACACAAUAAAAUGAUACUGGCUAUCGUAACACAAUCUCACUCACAGAGGGCCAAAAUGAAAACAUGGGAGUACGCUGGUGGCAAUGGCCAGUAGGCGACACCAUAAUUAUGACAUUGAUACAAUACCUGCCCUAAAUAUCAUCUAAAUAUCAAUACAAUGUAGAGGAAUUUCUGGUAUCAAUACGAUACCAGAAAUACGUCCUGUGUGUGUCCCGCUGUGAGCAUGCUCAUUGCUCCCCGGGCAAGAAUGUAUAAAGCCAUGGGUUAUAAAUGCAACGUAAGUCGCUUUGGAUAAAAGCGUCAGCUAAAUGACCUGUAAUGUAAUAUGAUAUUGAUAUAUAUAUAUGAUAUAUUUAUUGUACUGUCCGAUGUUUAGGCCUUGAGUAUGACAUGUCUGGGCUAGAGGGAAUGACAUUGAAUGACACAGAAGAAACAAAGUUGGUGGCGAGACGCACUUUAAUAGGAAGCUUUGGCCAAAGCGGAACGUUAGAUGCUGAAAUUCCUUAAAUACGAUGCUGAGGUGCGGAUGUUCACGUCUGUAUAUCUUUUUUUCCCACCUAGUCCUGAACAGGAGAGUGAGCUGCUCAACACUCACCUGUUCCAAGGAGCGUCAGCAGUCGACUGUGCUCCUGUAGGACCUUGUGUUUCUGUGAACCAGCUCAUAUGAAGUCCAGGCUGAGCAGAAGACAACACAGCAUGUUCUUUCACAGCAGGAACAACCGUCUGAUGUUCUACUGCUUUUCAGUGGCAACACGAUAAACAUGUCCGAUUACACAGCGCAGUCUUGUAUGAAAUAAAUUGCUUUCUUUGUAAAGGUUUCCACAAA